AUGAACUCUUUCAACGAUGAAGCGACAUCGAACAUAAACGUGGACAUAAACGCCCUCACAAGCUUGUCACAACCGCAAAGCUCGUGCGUAGAAUUUUCAAACACGGAAGCCGAUUCGCCGGUUCUUCUUGAAAGUGCGUUUUAUUCACCCGGAGAUUUUUCAGAGACCGAAGAAGGCUCUAGAACACCAAAACCUUCCAUCGAAUGUGUUGUUUGCGGAGAUAAAUCCUCUGGGAAGCAUUACGGUGUUUUUACUUGCGAAGGCUGUAAAAGUUUUUUCAAGAGAAGCAUUCGACGGAAUCUCUCGUACACGUGUAGAGGAUACAAGAAUUGUCCAGUAGAUAUUCAACACAGAAAUCACUGCCAGUAUUGCAGACUCAAGAAGUGUAUGAAAGUUGGAAUGAGGAAAGAUGGUAAGUUUGACCUUUGAACCAUAUAUUUUAAGGUGUUUCUUCCCUCUAAGAAAGUUCUUAAAACAAAUGUCCCGUGGAAGACAGGAAACAUCAACCAGGUUUUCUUAGUUUCGUUCCGGUACGCUGCUGCGCUAGUGAUGAGGUGUGCAAUAAAUACACUCAUAGAGUUCAAGGUGAUAUUUGCCAACAAUAUUUCCCUCGAGAAGUUAUCAUGGGAAUGAUUCCAGUGUUCGCUAUUAAGCCUAAAAUUUAUUUCCACUGGUCAACAGCUGUCCAGAAAGGUCGCAUCUCAACAACUCAAUCAGAUGUAAGCUGUCUACAAAUGGGCCUUGGUGACAUGCGCAAUCCUCAGUCCUUUUACUCAAAUUACAUCACUCUCUUACUUCGAGCCGACACCAUCGCGCGCUACCAGCAAUCCCUCGGGAUCUCCACAAAUAUUGCAGGAUUGGAAAGCGCGUCUGAGCUUGCCACGAGACUGCUGGUUUCCAUAACCGAAUGGGCAAAGAAUAUUCCCUUUUUUUCAGAGUUGACUCUUCCUGAUCAAUCCAUCUUGCUACGGUCGUGCUGGAGUGAACUGUUCAUAUUAAACGCUGCCCAGCACUGCUCGCCGUUUCACAUGGCGCAGCCGCUGACCAUAAGCGCGUUGACCUCUCCAUCGAACACGGAGAUGUUAACAGCAGGCAGUAAUGGACCACUCACAACUUUCGAUUCUGCAGAAAAUCUUAGAUUAUUCGAAGAACAGGUUGAAAAGCUUAAGAAUUUACACAUAGAUUCUGCUGAGUUUUGCUGUCUUAAAGCUAUUAUUCUUUUUAAUCCAGGUAAGUGGAGUAAAUGUCUUUUACUUAUUUCAGAGUAUAAAAGGUCUACGUUUCCAGACGUGGAAUUUCUUUAUUAUACAGUUCAACUCGUCUUUGCCGUGGAAAAAAAGUUAUAGUCUCUCAAGGGAAAUUGCUCAUGAGAACACUUUCAGCAGGAAAAACUUCUUUUCAUCAUUUUUUAAAGGAUGGAAUGUACUCUGAAAUUAUUCUCUGUUAGAAGUACUUGGACUGUCUCACAAACACCAUCGAAGUCAAUUUAGUUAUUAUAUGAAUUAAAUGUAAAAGAGAUGACUUUUUGACCAGCAUUUGUCUCAUGACGUUUCAUUUCUUCCUGGAUACUCAGAUUCUCAAGGACUCUCUAACUGUACUCACGUGGAAGGCCUCCAAGAGCGUACCCAGUGUGCACUGGAAGAUUACAUUCGCACCCAGUACCCAAACCAACCAACGCGCUUCGGAAAACUUCUCCUGAGGCUACCCUCCCUACGCUUAAUUCGUCCUGGUACAGUGGAGGCAUUGUUCUUUCCUCCAAUCAAUUUGGCAAGUACAGUGGAAAGUGCUUUGAAUGAGAUGUUGGUUAUUACCAGCGUCGUGACGAGUUCAUCCAACAACUGGGCUAAUGCUGGGUUUCCUAAUGGAAACAUGAAUUCCAUUAACACCAAUGGUACUACUGUGAUGUGA
This is a messenger RNA of Pocillopora meandrina, 1908 nucleotides long. NCBI's taxonomy places the organism in Eukaryota, Metazoa, Cnidaria, Anthozoa, Scleractinia, Pocilloporidae. The record is from the annotation of a GenBank genome assembly.